GUGAGGUAUAUGAGAAAUAGGUUAAACAGGUUACUUUUUUACUAAUAGUGUCAAAGAAUAAUAUAAAAACUUGAUCUUCCUCAGUUACAUUACUUUCUUUUGUGAAUGUGAUUUCUAAAAAAAAAAAAAUGAAACAGUUAAAACUUACAGGUUUUGUUAUUUUCCUGUUCUGUGUGCCUGAAUCCCUAACCCUGCCCACACAGCCUCAAGAUGUAGAUGAUGUCAGUAUCACCCAGAAAUUUAUAGAGGAGAAUGUUGGAUAUAUCACAAUCAUCGCAUUUGCUCAGUAUAUUCAGGAGGUCUCCUUUGAAGAAGUAGAAGUGUUGGUAAAAGCCAUGACAGAAUAUAGAGAUAAAUGCUUGGGUGACGUGACACUCCCAAUGUGUUACAAAUUAGCUAAUGAUGUUUUACUGGAAAAUAUAUGUGCUCUGGAGGGACUGCCACAAAAGCAUAAUUUUUCACACUGCUGCAGUAAGGUCGACUUGGAAAGAAAACUUUGUUUCUUCCAUAAUAAGAAAGCUGAUGUAGGAUUUCUGCCUCCUCUUCCUACCCUGGAUCCUGAAGAGAAAUGCCAGACUUAUAAAAAUAACAGAGAAUCUUUUCUAAACAAUUAUAUAUAUGAAGUUUCCAGAAGGAACCCCUUUGUUUUUGCCCCUACACUUCUAACUGUUGUGGCUCGUUUUGAGGAGAUGACUAAAACAUGUUGUGAAGAACAAGACAAAGCUAACUGCUUUCGGACAAAGGCAGAACCUGUCAUACGAUAUUUAAAAGCAUCAUCUUCUUUUCAAAAAAAUGUCUGUGGGGCACUUAUGAAGUUUGGACUGCAAGUCUUAGAAUCGAUAAAUGUUGCUAUACUUAGCCAGAAAUUUCCCAAGAUUGAAUUUAAGGAACUUACCUCCCUCCUAAAAGAUGUUUCUUCCAAGUAUGAUGGAUGCUGUGAAGGGGAUGCCAUGCAGUGCAUCCAUGAGAGGAGCAAGGUUAUGAGCCAUAUUUGUUCCAAACAAGAUUCCAUCUCCAGCAAAAUCAAAGAGUGCUGUGAAAAGAAAAUGCCAGAGCGUGGCGAGUGCAUCAUUUCCUCGAAUAAAGAUGAUAGACCAAAGGACUUAGCUCUAAGAGAAGUGAAAUUUACUGAAAGCGAAAAUGUGUGUGAAGAACGAGAUGCUAAUCAAACGAUCUUCAUGGCUGAGUUUCUUUAUGAACACUCAAGGAGACAUCCGGAACUGUCUAUACCAGAGCUUUUAAGAAUUGCUGGAGUGUAUGAAGAUCUUCUGAAAGAGUGUUGCCACACAGAAAACCCUCCAGACUGUUACCGCCAUGCAGAAUACAAAUUCAAUGAAACAACUGAGAAAAGCCUCAAGAUAGUACAACGCGAAUGUGCACAUUUCCAGGAUUUGGGGAAAGAUGACUUGAAAUACUACUACCUUAUCAAAUUCACAAAGAUAGCCCCCCAGGUCUCCACUGAAGAACUGACCUUUCUUGGCAAGGAAAUGGUGACAGCUUUGGCCACCUGUUGCACACUGAGUGAAGAGUUUGCCUGCGUUGAUAAUUUGAUGGAUUUAGUUCUUGGAGAGUUGUGUGGAAUAAAUGAAAAUCGGAACAUCAACCCAGACGUGGACCACUGUUGUAAAACCAACUUUGCCUUCAGAAGGCCCUGCUUUGAGGGCUUGGAAGCUGAUAAAACAUAUGUGCCUCCCUCUACACCUCAAGAUUUAUUUACCUUUCACACAGACUUAUGUCAGGCUCAUAAUGAGGAGCUCCAAAAAAAGAAAGACAGGUUUCUUGUCAAUCUGGUGAAGCGAAGGCCUGAACUUACAGAUGAGGCGCUGAGGUCAUUGCUUACAGCCUUCACGGACGUGGUGGUGAAGUGUUGCAAAGCUGAAGGGCCUGAAGCCUGCUUUAACGAAGAGGGCCCUAAAGUGACAGCCAAAAGCCAGGCAGCUUGAGAAAUAUAAAGUAAAACCCACCAAAGGUUGUGGGGAAAAGAGAGGAACACUGGCUUACCUGCUUCCUAUCUGGCCUGCGGUGGAUUUUAUUUUCUGAGGAGAACGCAGUGAAAAGAUUCUUCUGUAAACUUUACCUGAAACUGUGUUAUUGUAGCAAGCAAUAAACAAGAUCAUAAAGUUAUUUCUCGAGGACUGA
Odobenus rosmarus divergens (Pacific walrus) is the source of this 2139-nucleotide messenger RNA. It is a transcript of the gene AFM, whose product is annotated as afamin. Gene Ontology annotation, cellular component: cytoplasm; blood microparticle. Bases 129 to 1943 code for a protein of 604 amino acids. NCBI's taxonomy places the organism in Eukaryota, Metazoa, Chordata, Mammalia, Carnivora, Odobenidae. Gene Ontology annotation, molecular function: vitamin E binding; fatty acid binding; zinc ion binding. The record is from RefSeq and is a predicted model, not a curated record. The transcript has 15 exons. Gene Ontology annotation, biological process: vitamin transport; protein transport within extracellular region.